AAGAAUCGCUGUAUUUCACACCCAUCGACAUCUCAAAGUCCUUCUUCGUUCCCCACUAAUGAUGUGUUGUGUGCUGAUGCUCGUGAGACUAUGACAUUUAGAAAAACAGCAGACCCCGCUACAAAGGCCCUUGACAAUUGCCGUGAGAAAGAGAGUAAGAUCAGUCAGGGUUCAGAUCUUACACCAGGGCAGAGACCAGAGCAACAACUUGACCUUUCAUCUGGAAGUCUUAAAAGCAGCCUCUCAUCGAAGCACAGCUCCAUCGGGAGGAAGAGCAGAGAGGGCGGAGAGUCACAGCAUACUCCCACUGUUGACAGAGGAAAUGUGAAUACAUUGAACAAGAAGGUAAAGGGACAUCUAUCUACUCUGGAGCACACCCCGAAGAACCAGGACUCUCCUGUCCCCCAAACACAAGAUCAUGGUCUCAGCCCGAGCCCACUUCAGCUCUCCAGCUCACACUCUGCUGAAAGCUUUGACAUACGGCGCAGGAGACCAGAUUCUGACUGUGUGUCUAAGACUGUCAGUGCAGUGGCAGCAGGUCUGUGCGACUGUCUGCAGUUCCCAGUCCUGAGAAGGAGAAGCCUAGUGGCAGAGAGCAGAGAGGUGCUCUUGAAAGCGCUACGGGAGCGGCACGGACCCCGGCUUCAGGAGAACCUCCUUGAGGUGCAGCGAUGCCUUACCUUUGUUACUGAUCCCACAAAGGACGUCCAGGAUCAGGAGCCCACCAUGGUAGAUGAAGAUGAGCUCCUGACUAAAGCAUUUCAAGCCAACGCUGCCAGUCAGCCACCUUUAGACACUCAGAAAACCACAUCUCUCAAACUGAUGAGAAGUGGGCAUUUUAACUGGAAGUCCAGUCCACAGCUACACCAAAACAUGAAACAGGCUGCUGAAUGGUUGACAAGACCUGUGGAGACUUCGGUGAGCCUUUUGGAUGAUAUCCUCAGAUCUACUUCCUCUCCUGAGUUCUGCAUGGACUUUGAGCCCUCUGGAGUUAAAGCCAGUGAUCAUUUGUUCGCUCCCUCUGCCACAUCAUGCUGGGGAGAAAAUGCCUCAGCAUCUCAACACUGGGAAGACAGAUUCAACAAGGCAAAGAGCAAUGAGAAUGUUAUGUUUGGUUCUUUUUUGAACCACAACAGAGUAUUUACAGAGAGGAGCAGCAGGUCUCAAUAUCGCGGCAACAUCCAGCCUUUGUUUCCUUACCAAGCACAGCUGCCACAUAGAAAUUCAGAACAACCAAUGCACCCUCCCCGGGAGCAAGACCCAUUUGAAACUGACAGAAACUCUUUCGCUCCCUUCUUCUCUGCCCAAAUCUGCCAUCCUCAGCAGAGCACCAACUUCCAGCCCUUCAGCCAAUUCAGUCACCCUUCAGCUUGUCCUCCCCUCAGGUCCCAUCACACUGACAUGAUGCAUUACCCCCCAUCUCACAUGAUUGAAAGAGACCCAGCACAUCCUCUAUCUUCUUUCCCCAGUCCUGAGCUCUGGUUCUUCCCCCCUAUGAGACUGUACUAAAGUGUGGUGAAGCACUCCAUAGGGACAUGUGAACAUUUCUUUGUCUAACUAAAAAAAUAGAAUUAUCUCGAGACUUUUUGUUCACAGUCAGCAACAAUAUGUGUUGUGUGCCUAUAUUUUAUUAAAAAACACAGUAUUAAAUGUAAUGGCAACAGCUGUCAUCUCAAGAGUUAACUCUUUUAUUCUUUUGUCCCAUUUGUGCUGUGAUAAAGAAACACACAAUUAUGUAUUGUUUGCAUCCUUGGAGCAUUUUUUAUGCAGAACUGUAUAUUAACACAUAUCUUCAACAACACAGGUGCUAUAUUUUUUUACAGACCAAGAAUCUUAGCCAAGA
Molecule: messenger RNA, 1843 nt
Organism: Morone saxatilis (striped sea-bass)
Lineage: Eukaryota; Metazoa; Chordata; Actinopteri; Moronidae
Exons: 3
Coding region: 91-1509 (472 amino acids)
Source: RefSeq, a predicted model, not a curated record